GUUCCGUUUCGAUGACGGUUUAAACACUGCGACUUUUUCUCUUUUUAGCCAGUUAAUUACCUUGAAUAUUGCUUUAUGAUAAUUGAACUUGUAUGAUGAAGUGAACAGAUAAAAAAUGAAAUCUAUUGAAGCGAAAGUUGUAGUUCUAGGUUCUCAAGCGGUAGGUAAGACAAGUACUGUAAUUCGAUAUGUUGGGGGAAUGUUCAGCAAAGCUGUCAGCCCAACUAUUGGAGCUUCAUUUUUCACAUACAAACUAACUUUGAACAACUACAGGAUGAAACUACAAGUGUGGGAUACAGCAGGCCAGGAGAGGUUUAGAUCAAUGGCUCCCAUGUACUACAGGAAGGCCAAUGCAGCCAUGUUGAUUUAUGACAUCACAUCAGAAGACAGUUUCUAUGACAUCAAAGACUGGGUCAGUGAGCUGAAAAAGAAUGUUGACACACCAAUUGUGAUGUGUCUUGUGGGAAAUAAGAAUGACCUUGAAGAAAGUCGACAGGUCAAUACCAAAGAAGCUCAAGAAUAUGCAGAAUCUAUUGGAGCCCUGUUCCAUGAGACUUCAGCUCUCAAGAACAUAGGUAUUGAGGAGGCAUUCCUACAAGUGGCCCAGCAACUGGUGAAGUUAUACGAGACCUCUCCUAAUAGUGGACUAUAUUCUAUAGACCUGGAUCAGUCCUCACAAGUACAAAAUCCAAAUGAAUCCGCGGACAGCUUCCAUCUGCCUCCAAAUCAAAACUCCACACCAAACACAGCCAAUUCUAAGUGUGCCUGCUAGCUUGUCUCCAGAAUGGAGGCUUUGACUCAACUUUUAAUAAAGGAUCAGCAUAUCAUUUUGAAUAAAGUAUUAAAAUGUACAAACUGUCUUUAUGUGAAAAAUACCAGUACAUUUAUAAUUCAUGUACAUAGACUGUGAUAUGUACAAAAAUUGUACAUUCCAUUUUUUUUAAUUACAUAGCUCUUAAGAUGUUUUCAAGGGCAAUAUUCAUUUGUUAUUUACAUGCAAACUAUAUUUGAAUUUAUAUGUUUAUAACACUUCAUGCUCAAAAACUAAUGAAAUGAGGCAGUUUAAUGGGGAAAAAAGCACUUGACAUUAUUUACCUAAAUUGACAAGAAUUUUAACGUAUUUUUCAGUGUACUUUGUAAAUGAAUAUGAUGAAUUCUUGAGUAUCCUUGAUGAGCAGAAAAGUCAGUUAUGUUAGAAAUCAUUUUUUAUACAUUAUUUUUUUUUAUUUUCCUUUAAAAAAAAAUGCCUUUUUUCCUCCCAAGAAAUAGACCUUUCCUAUUUCAAGGUUAUCUAAGUUGUUUGUAUUUUGCAGUGAUUGGAAUCUAAUGAUUAUAAUUGUUUAAGGUUGUGUAAUCUUUUCUUUUUCUGUAAAGGUUUUAAUUGAUUUUCAUAUAAAUAAUUCCUUGUGUAGGUGAUCUACAUAUAUGUGUAUUUGUAUGUGGACAGUGUAUUUGCUUGAUAAACAUUAUAAUGCUUGUAUAAUACAAUGUUGCUAAAUACUUAUUAUUUAUUAAAGAUACAUGUAACAUGAA
Molecule: messenger RNA, 1533 nt
Organism: Saccostrea echinata
Lineage: Eukaryota; Metazoa; Mollusca; Bivalvia; Ostreida; Ostreidae
Product: ras-related protein Rab-31-like
Exons: 7
Coding region: 116-772 (218 amino acids)
Molecular function (GO): GTP binding; GTPase activity
Source: RefSeq, a predicted model, not a curated record